CAAUAGGUUCCCACGCAACUAACCACUAGUCUUUCCUCCUAGAAUUCCUUAUGUCUCAAAAACUCUCACUCAGUCAGCCACUGAAACACAAACACCCAAAAAAAGAAAAAGGAAAGGAGAUUCGAAAAAUGGAGCUGAGUUUUCAUCUCUGCAUAAUCUCUCUGCUUUUGCUCUCAUCAAAAUCAGCAGCAAAAGAAUCAGAGAUAAUCUCAAGGUUCCAGCGCUACCUUCAGAUCAACACGGCGCAGCCUGAGCCCUUGUACCGCGAAGCAGCAGAUUUCAUCCUCUCCGAGGCCGCUUCCCUCUCCCUCGAGUCGCAGACUCUCGAGUUCGUCCCUGGCAAGCCUCUCGUCCUCCUCAAAUGGCCCGGCUCCGAUCCUUCUCUCUCCUCCGUCCUUCUCAACUCUCACACCGACGUCGUUCCAGCCGAGCACGACAAGUGGACACACCCCCCCUUCUCGGCCCACCUGGAUUCGAAAGGCGACAUUUACGCCAGGGGGUCCCAGGACAUGAAGUGCGUUGGGAUUCAGUAUCUGGAGGCUAUUAGGCGGCUCAAGGCUUCUGGGUUUGAGCCCAAAAGGUCUGUUUACUUGUCGUUUGUCCCUGAUGAGGAGAUUGGAGGUCACGCUGGUGCUGAGAAAUUUGCUGAAUCUGAUGUUUUCAAGGGCUUGAAUGUGGGCAUUGUGCUUGAUGAAGGGUUGGCCUCGCCUACUGAGAAUUACAGGACGUUCUAUGCGGAGAAGUGUCCCAUGUGGCUGGUCAUCAAGGCUACUGGGGCUCCUGGUCAUGGGGCCAAGCUCUAUGACAACACUGCCAUGGAGAAUCUUUUGAAAAGCAUUGAGAGUGUGAGGCGGUUCCGGGCUUCGCAGUUUGACUUGGUGAAGGCAGGUUUGAAGGCUGAAGGAGAGGUCAUCUCAGUCAAUAUGGUGUUUUUGAAGGCUGGCACUCCGACUCCUACUCGUGGGCAGAAGGUUUCUGUGCUUGACGACUCAGGGAGGCCAAUCCUUACGGCAACUGACAGUUCAAACCCCUGGUGGGGCCUUCUAGAAGAAGCUGUCAAGAAAGCUAACGGGAAACUUGGUAAGCCAGAGAUUUUCCCUGCUUCUACAGACGCUCGCUACUUCCGGCAACUGGGUUUGCCAGCAAUCGGAUUCUCUCCUAUGGCUAACACUCCUAUUCUCCUUCACGACCACAACGAGUUUCUAAACAAAGACGAAUACUUGAAAGGAAUCGAGAUUUACGAAUCUAUUAUCAAGGCUUAUGCAUCUUAUGUUGAUCAUGGAAGAAGCGCAGGGUCCAGAGAUGAGUUGUAAUUCUGGAACAGCGGCUUGUCUCGUUCCUUUUUUCUCAAGAUAGGUGCCUUGUGUUUUUGCAUUGUUGUAAUAUAAUGGGAGAUGAGAAAUGUCCCGAUACCGCCUGUAUAAUGUAACAAUAGGGCGGAAGCAAGCAUGAGCUUCACCAAACAACGCACAGGAUUUUAUUUUAUUUUCCAUAGAUAUAAACGUGGUUUCAGGGAGAUAUAUUGGUUAAUCCCUCAUGGUAUUCCAAUUUUUUUUUUC
Prunus avium (sweet cherry) is the source of this 1559-nucleotide messenger RNA. The record is from RefSeq and is a predicted model, not a curated record. NCBI's taxonomy places the organism in Eukaryota, Viridiplantae, Streptophyta, Magnoliopsida, Rosales, Rosaceae.